ACUGCUGCAUUAUUUACCACUGUAAGCUCAGAGAGAAAGAUGGCUCUCCAUUCUGGUGUCGAUAAAAGAGUCGUUAUUAUCGGAUGUGGUAUUUCAGGAGUCGGUGCUGCUCAAAAGUUAAUCAAACAGGGCUUCAGAAAUGUCCGUAUCAUCGAAGCAACCUCGAGAAGCGGUGGAAGGAUUAAAACUGGCAGACUGGAUGGAAAAAUUAUAGAAAUAGGUGCCAACUGGAUCCAUGGUCCCUCACAAGAGAACCCAGUUUUUCGCUUGGCCUCCCACUACAAUUUGCUUGAUGAAGAGUGUUUAUCUGAAGAGAAUCAGUCUGUGGACUUUGGUGGGCUUCCACCUUUACUUUCAACCUGGCUUUCCAGCUCAGGCAAGAAACUUGAGGCUGAUUUAAUGGCACCUGCUGUGGAAGUCUUCAUGACAUUACUUAGGAAGUCUCAGGAGUUCUACAACACUAGCAGGGCACCCAUGUCUAGUGUUGGGGAGUUUCUUAAAACAGAGGCUCUCAGGAUCAGCAAUGAAGAAUGGAAGGAAGAUGAAGCCAGAAAGCUCAGACAGGCUCUGUUCAGCACACUGCUGAAGCUUGAGUGUGGUGUGAACGGGACACACACGAUGGACGAUGUGAACCUUGCAACCUUUGGCAUGUACAAGUCCCUUCCAGGACUGGACUGCACUUUCCCAGGAGGCUAUGAAGGCUUAAUUAGACACAUGAUGAAUGAACUGCCUAAGGAUAUUGUCUUAUUUAACAAAACGGUUAAGUGCAUUCACUGGAACAGCCAGGCGAGCUCAAAAGAAAUAACAUGUCCAGUUACAGUUGAAUGCAUUACUGGAGAGACUUUUGAAGCAGAUCAUGUCAUUCUUACCAUUCCACUGGGCUAUAUGAAGAAGCACCACGAUAGUCUUCUGAAUCCACCUCUGCCACAACACAAGUUGCACUCCAUCCAGAGACUGGGUUUUGGGACAAACAAUAAAAUAUUUGUAGAGUUCGAGAAGCCUUUCUGGGAUGAAGAUUGUGAAGUUGUGUUCCUUGUAUGGGAGGAUGAACAUGAUCUUCAGAAUCCUGUUUCUGAUAUAAAAACUUCUUGGAUCAGGAAGAUGUCUUGCUUUACUGUACUGAAACCCGCAGAGAGGUAUGGCUAUAUUCUUUGUGGCUGGAUUGCUGGGCAUGAAUCUGAAUAUAUGGAAACUCUGCCUGAAGAGGAGGUGCUACACACAGUGACUCAACUCAUUCACAGAUUUACAGGAAAUCCAACAAUUGCUAUAAAGAAGCUUUUUCGCUCCCGGUGGUUCCAUGAUCCCUACACCUGUGGUGCUUACUCUUAUGUGGCAAAAGAUUGUUCUGGUGAAGAUAUCGAUAAUCUUGCAGAGCCUCUUCCACUGAGGGGAUCAAAUGCUAAGCCCUUACAGGUGCUGUUUGCUGGAGAAGCCACUCACAAAUCUUUCUUUUCCACUGUCCAUGGCGCUUUGCUUACUGGUUGGAGAGAAGCAGACCGUCUCAUAUCACACUACAAUCCCAAUCCGUCAGCAGGGAAAGUCACAGCAAAUCUGUAAAGAGUAAACAGAUUCAAAUGAUAGACUCAUUGGCUAAAAAGAAAAUCUCUCUUCUUUGAAGAUCAGUUGUAAUAAUAAAUAGAAAUUUGAAAGUAAUUUUGCUACAAAAUAAAAUCAAAGACCUCUCUGUCAGAUGGCAACCAAAUACACCAAUCAAACUGUCCAAAACUGGACACAUUUGUUUGGAUAUUUAGACAAAUUUUUAAACUUUAUUAACUUUCUGAGCAAUUCAUUGGUUGGAACAGAUUUGUCAAUGGUAAGAAUCCUAUCCAGGGUGUCCGUCGCUUUGUGCCCUGGGUUCCAUGGGGUAGACCUCAGGCUCCCCACAACUGUGUGGGUUACAGAAAAUAGAUGGUAUAGCAAUGGCUUCAUUUAAAGGUGACUUUUCACAUGUUCAGUAAUAUUCAGAAAACAGUAACAAGCAGGUGUCAACAGGCAAAAACAUAUUUGGAUAUCAGUAAGAUUUUCUUUUUUUAAUAGAUGGAACCUGCUCAUGAGUUGGUACUGUACCAUUUGCCAUACGUCUACUUUAAUGCAUCAUUUUAGACCCAGCACUAAUUUGGCAAAACAACAAUUUUGCUGUUCCUCUGCAUGGCAAAUCUGCUUGGAUUUUUUUUUCUUUUCUAUAUAAUUGGAGUCAGUUCAAUACUCAUUAUUUGUGAAUUUGUGGACGGUGGCUGGUUCAUCUUAAUAGCAUUUCACAACAUCUACUGUUUUAGAUUAAUCUACGUUUUUAGAUUAAUGCAUUUAAAAUUACUAAGUAGAGAUAAUACUUUUAGAUAUUUUUCUGUGGCCCUAGUUGCACUCUUUGAGAAUCGUUAUUUUACCAUAUUAUUAUUAUUAUUAUUAUUAUUAUUAUUAUUAUUAUUAAUAAAGAUGUUUGCAAUCAGCAAAUAAAUGACUAACAAAAGCUGAUUGUUUCCACAGUGACUUUAAAUAAACAAUUAUUUAAUUAUAAGUUAAAUAUAUUCUGUAAAAUUAUUAGGUAUGUUAUGUGGAAAUAGUUAUGUAAUAAAUGUGGGAAUUUAAAUAUAGAUAGAUAUAUUUCUACUCUGAAUGUUUGUGUAUUUAGUUUUGCACUGGAGAUACAAACGUAUCAUCUAGUAUGUUUUACUCAUUUGUUUGAUUCUGAUUCAUGUUCCAUGUUACCUUCUGUGUGAGUUGUACGUUAUGUGAAUGAGGUGAGAAGAUUCUUCUCUAACAUUUCACUCUUUAAUCCACAUCUUUAAAAAUUAGAAUCCAACAAAUAAAUUCUACAUAAAAUUCUA
Tachysurus vachellii is the source of this 2825-nucleotide messenger RNA. It is a transcript of the gene paox, whose product is annotated as polyamine oxidase. Lineage: Eukaryota; Metazoa; Chordata; Actinopteri; Siluriformes; Bagridae. Bases 40 to 1557 code for a protein of 505 amino acids. The transcript has 7 exons. The record is from RefSeq and is a predicted model, not a curated record. Gene Ontology annotation, molecular function: polyamine oxidase activity.